UUCAUAGAUCGAAUUGUACAUUUAUACCCUCCCCCACGAGGGUUCUUCAAUACCCCUCUCCUCUCUCCCCAUAGCUUUCUCCUCUCCCAUUUCUUCUUCUUCUCAAAACUUCAUAUGAGAUACAGAAAGAAAGCGAAAAGAAAAGAAAAAGAAAAAGAAAAAAACUAUGAAAAACGCCCUUAGAUGUUGCAUAGCUUGCAUUCUGCCAUGCGGAGUUCUUGACGUGAUACGCAUAGUGCACACCAACGGCCGAGUGGAGGAGAUCACCGGCGACGUCACGGCGGCGGAGAUCAUGAAAAUGCACCCCAAACACGUCCUUAAGAAGCCGUCUUCCCGCUCCGUCGUCGACGGCGACCAAGGCGCGUGCCCCAAGAUCGUCGUGGUCCCGCCGGAGGCUCAUCUCCAGCGCGGCAAGAUUUACUUCCUCAUCCCGGUGCUGUCUCCGGCGCCGGAGAAACCCCGCGCGAAAUCCUCCUCCGCCAAAAAGAAGCGGUCCUCGUCGCCGGAAGUUGAGCAGAAGCGGCGGAGUAAGCAGAACGCUGCCGCCGCCGGUGUCAUCGUCUCCGAUCAGUACUUGAGUGAGAUUCUGUCGGAGAAGCUUUCCACGGCCCAGAGAGAUCGCCGGCGCGGCCGUGUCGGCGUCUGGAGACCUCAUCUAGAGAGCAUUUCCGAGACUCCAAGUGAAUCAUAGUCUUUUGGUCCUUUUUUUUUUUUUUUGUUCUUUUUAAUCUUCCUUGUUUCAUAUUCAUUUCCCUGGGCUCACACAAUUCGAAAUCCCUCACCUCAGAGCUCAUUCUUCGACCCAACAAUAUUUGUGAAGAUGGUGAAUCACAAUGACUCAAUGGGUCAUUAGCUGGAAGCAUAGACUGCGAGUGAAUCAUAUUCAUUUUCUUGAAUAUAAUUAUCCAUUAGGGUUCUAAGAAGCUCGAUAUUCAACAUCCUUUAUCUUUUCCUUUUUAUUCUUGUAUAUAAGAGAGCAUAGAUGAAAAUAAUAAUAUGUCGAAGUUUAUAGUA
Molecule: messenger RNA, 1014 nt
Organism: Ipomoea triloba (trilobed morning glory)
Lineage: Eukaryota; Viridiplantae; Streptophyta; Magnoliopsida; Solanales; Convolvulaceae
Exons: 1
Coding region: 167-691 (174 amino acids)
Source: RefSeq, a predicted model, not a curated record